GUCUGGUGCAUUUAGCAGAGCAGAUGAAAGCAGAGUGCCUACAUUACAAAAAGAAGCUCAAAGCUCGAGGAGAGAGAGAGAGAGAGAGAGAGAGAAUCACAUCCACUGAUUCAAAACGUAUGUUCCACUAAAACUAUGUUCAGUGUCAAAAUGUUCACAACAAUAAUAAAAUAGAAGAUUUGGUGUUUUUUUUUUUAAUUUUUGUGAUCGUCAACAAAUGCCACACAAAGACUCAAGCAGCUGCGUUAGUCCGUCAUCAGAACUAUAAACUCAUUUGUUGCUACUGACGACAUGAAUCUGAAAUCACAGUUUAACUUUUAAAUCAGACUAAAUGUGUUCCCUGCUCUUGUCUUUGAAUGAGAUACAGUACAAUCAUGUUUUGUGAGGUCACCAUGACCUCGACCUUUGACCUUUAGCCACAAAAAUCUAGUCAGUUUCUCCUUGUUUUCUUUCUGAAAACACAGUGACGUCAGCAGAUUCUCAUUGACACUGUCGAAGCCUCAUAUUAGCUCCUCAUUUAACAUCCAAUAAAUGCACAAAAUGCCCCGAUACAAAUAUUUAGAAAUAAAAAUAAAAAAGUAAUUUGGAAGAUGCUCCUCCUUUGGCUUUUUUGGAACUGUAUAAAAAUCAACAAAGUGCCUCUUUAGAUUUUCAGUCACAGCUACAGUCACCUCCGUCGACUUCCUCCAUCGACCUGCUAAUUCUUUAAAACCAGUACAAACCUCAGAAGGAUCACUCUGGACACACCAGCAGCUCACCUGGUCACACCUGUACCUUGUGUCUUCCUGUCUGUCUCCACAAUCAAAUCAAAGCAAAUAUGCCGUAAAAAAUGAUUACAUUUCAUGCCGCCUCCACUGUGUCACCAGGUAACCAUGGUGAAGGAGAGUCUGCCCAGCUGGGUCCACCAGGACUCUGACGAGGGUCUGGUCCACGUGAACGUCGGCGGUCUGAAGAGGAGCCUCUGCUCCAGCACGCUGAAGAAGUUCCCAGACACCAGACUGGGAAAGCUGCUGGCCUGUGACUCAGAGGAGGAUAUACUGCAGGUGUGCGAUGACUAUGACGUGCAGCAGAAGGAGUUUUAUUUUGAUAGGAAUCCCGGCCUCUUCCCGUACGUCCUCCACUUCUACCAGACCGGCAAACUUCACAUCAUGGAGGAGCUGUGCGUCUUCUCCUUCAGUCAGGAGAUAGAGUACUGGGGCAUCAAUGAGUUCUUCCUGGACAGUUGCUGCAGUUACCGUUACCACGACCGCAAGCUGGAGAGCAGCCGCCACCGCAGCUGGGACGACGAGAGCGACGUCAGCAGCAUCGACACGUCUGUGGACGAGAUAUCAGACUUAAACAGAGACAUGCAGCACUUCCAGGAAGUGCGUUACGGGAACAUCAGGAAGUGCCUGUGGCUGACGCUGGAGAACCCGGGAUACUCCAUCCCCAGCAAGCUGUUCAGCCUGAUCUCCAUCGGCGUGGUGCUCACAUCCAUCGCCACCAUGUGCAUCAACAGCAUCCCCGAGUAUCAGACGUUUGACUCUGAGGGGAAGCUGGUGGAGGACCCCACCAUGCAGGCCCUGGAGGUGUUCUGCAGCUGCUGGUUCACCUUCGAGGUGGUGACUCGACUGCUGCUCGCGCCGAACAGGAAGAAGUUCUUUCACCACCCGCUGAACAUCAUUGACAUGGUGUCGGUGGUUCCCAUCUACAUCACCCUGAUCUUCGACCUGCUGGUGGGAUCAGAGUCUGAGCUGGGAGACCUGGGACGCCUCAUUCAGGUCUUCAGGCUGAUGAGGAUCUUCAGAGUCCUGAAGUUGGCCCGACACUCGACAGGCCUCCGGUCACUGGGAGCGACACUACGGCACAGUUACCGUGAGGUCGGCAUCCUGCUGCUGUACCUGGCUGUGGGCGUGUCCGUCUUCUCUGGGAUCGCUUACACCGCUGAAUAUGAAGAGGACGUGGGUCUGGACACCAUCCCGGCCUGCUGGUGGUGGGGGACGGUGAGCAUGACCACGGUCGGUUACGGGGACGUGGUGCCCGUCACGGUGGCCGGGAAGCUGGCGGCCAGUGGCUGCAUUUUAGGCGGCACUCUGGUGGUGGCGCUGCCCAUCACCAUCAUCUUCAAUAAGUUCUCCCACUUCUACCGGAAACAGAAAGCUCUGGAGGCGUCGGUGAGGAACAACAACCGCAGGAAGAUGAGGAUGAGCUGCGAGAACGAGCCGGAGGAGGACGAGGAGGAGGGGUCAGACGGGGACAGCCGGUGUCUGGACGAUGAUGAUGAUGAUCUGGAUGAUAUCGAUGAUAUCGAGGAGGACGAUAUAGAUUAUGAAGAUGACGGAGGUGUAAUAAAUUACAGCUACGUGGAGCAUUCGUCCUACGCUUCGAUACGGAGGAAGAAGGAGCUGCAUCAUCUGUGAUGUCAUCAGCUGGAGAUUAAAGCUGCUCAGACUCAGAUCAUCAGGAACACAUGAAACCAUGUGAAGUUUCACGUGUUCGGUUCUGACCUGAAUCUUCUGUCGCUCUCUGACCGCUCACUGUCAUUAAUCUCUGCAUCCGCUCAAACAAACAUGGAGGAGGAUAAAUCACGUGUUUCAGAUGCUUCUGAAUGAUUAAAGUUCGCUCUGUAAAUGAUAAAACUUUAGAUCUUCCAUGACAGGCUGUGGUUUGUUGGUCUGUUUCAGGCUGGAGGUUCGUUCACAGACGAGUUUCUAAAAACAUGGAUGUGAAGAAUGAAAGAAAAAAAACAUGUAACCAAAAGCAAAGGUCAGAUUUAGAGAAGUGAAGUGAAGCCGCACGCUGCAGUGAAAGAAACUCAAUAAAAACAUAUCACGACAAACUGUGGAGCCUUCUGUGGAAGAAGAAGUAGAAAGAAAAGAUAUUAAAAGUGAAAGUUCAACAUUUUUGGGAAAUAUUAUUAUUUUCUUUGUUACUCUGGGACGUAGUCAGAGAAGAAGAAAGGCCGUACUCACAAAUGAUUUUUUAUCCCGUUAUGUCGAGAAAACAAAGCUCAUUAUCCCGAGGUAACAAAACAUUAUCACCGGUCUGUUGUUAUCCCGAGUUAACGGGAUAAUUACAUCGUUAUCUCGAGAUUUCAAAGCUUGUUUUCUCAUGAUAAUUAAUUUGUUAGUCAGAGAUCAGAUGCAGAUGGAAACGUCUAGUGCAAUAAAGUGAAAAUGUCAUGACGACACAUUGAUCAUCAGAGAAUAUUUCAAUCAAGGGCAAAAAUCACACGGUGUCUUUUCAUACAAGAUCAUUAUCAGAUCAGACCUCAUCAGCUAACGAGUUACUAAGGGUUGUUGCUAAGGAGGAGUGUUACUACGAUUAAGUGUAUUAGUGUCAUUCUCCUGAUAACGUCUCGUUAUCUCGGGAUGACAAGCUCUGUUUUCUUGAGAUAACGAGAUAAAAAAUCAUUUGUGAGUUUCUCGGCUUCUGAUCUUGCUGGGAACAGAGGGAGAUGGUUUCUGUUUCCUUCAGACAGAACCAGGCUAACUGUUUCCCUCUGUUUACAGUCUUUGUGCUAAGCUAAGCUAAAAGGUUUGAGUCUCUUGUAAAUGUGAAGAACCGUCACAGGGGACAUUAAAGUAUUUCACUGCCGCAGUGAGAGACGUGUAGCAGCAGCAGCGACGCAGGAUUAUCAUUAACGUUCAGUUAAUCCUGAAGGAACAUGAAGGUCUGAGACAAAUCUCAAUUAAUCCAAUAGUUGUUCAGACAUUUCACUCAAAUCCAUAAAAAUUCAUCAUUCCUCUUGAAACCGUGAAUUUUCUAACAAUCCAUCCAACAGUUGUCGAGAUAUUUUUGUCUGGAGCAACUGACAAACUUAUCGCCUUCAUCAGCUCCAACGUGACGCACUGACCUUCAGGUUUCUCUGUAACUGCAGCCGUCGACAAACACAAGCAGAAAAACCAAAUCCUUAAAGAUUCGAGUUUCUUCUGUUUCUAUAAAGAGUGAAUCCUGUUCAGUUUGAGCCACAAAAAAACACAUGAAACAUCUGGACGGGUUCAGUGUGACGGCUGCGUCACUGGAGAGUGGAUCACAUCUGUCAAAGUGUCAUUUAAUAUCAUGGAUGAUGCUGCAGACAGAGGAGACAGGAAACUGCUGAGCGUCUCCCUUCCUCUCUUUCUGUCACUUUCCUUUACUCCUCGACUGGACUCUACGUUGUCCUUGUUUCCUCUUCUAUCUUUGCCUCUGGAUCUGGUUCAUUUCAAGUCUAAUGUGUUUUUAAAAAAGAAAAUGUUAAUGAAAAACAAGCUGGAAACGACAUGAAGCAAAAUAAAAGGUGAAAGAUAAAAAAGUGCAUGUUUCUAAAAUAAAAAAAAAGAACAAGA
This is a messenger RNA of Seriola aureovittata, 4307 nucleotides long. RefSeq names its product potassium voltage-gated channel subfamily S member 2. NCBI's taxonomy places the organism in Eukaryota, Metazoa, Chordata, Actinopteri, Carangiformes, Carangidae. The record is from RefSeq and is a predicted model, not a curated record. The transcript has 9 exons. Gene Ontology annotation, cellular component: voltage-gated potassium channel complex; membrane. Gene Ontology annotation, biological process: potassium ion transmembrane transport; protein homooligomerization; regulation of delayed rectifier potassium channel activity. The coding region runs from base 843 to 2399 and encodes 518 amino acids. Gene Ontology annotation, molecular function: protein binding; delayed rectifier potassium channel activity.